UAUCCUUACUUUUCACUGACGUCACAACUCCGAGUGUGCUAUCCCACAAUGCCCCGUGAACCGCCAUUUUUCUACCCAUGCUAUCGAGACGACACGCACGACACGCCGAGCUUUGCUGUACAAAUCAUCGUUUUAUUGUUGAAUUUUCACUUGUUGGUUGUUCAUUUGUUAUUUUGCUUGUUAUUGUUAUGGAGAAGGACACCAAUCUAUACAGACAGUCCUUACCGGCAGAUGUGAGAGAAAGAUAUGAUGAGAAGACAAAGGAAAUUGGAGUAGACCCCUACACGGUGUCAUCCAAGGAUUGCAGCACAGACAAAGCUUCGUGGCAAGAGGUGAAUUUAGUAGAUGUUAUUCACUUUCUGAUAUUUCAAAGAUCUGCAUACACUAAGGAAGAAUUGCGGAAUUACAAGGCAUUGGAGGCCUACAAAUUUUUCCAAGACGGUUGGAUUAAGGACAUGAGGCACAUUGAAAUAAAUGGCUCUCACUUAAUAAAGUCUAAGGUGCAUCAUUCUUUGCGCAUAAGGGAGAAGCCCUUAGAGCCCUGGGUGAUCAUAAAAGGAGAGGGGUCCAUUGAGUGUGCACAUUGCACUUGCAUGGCUGGUCUGGGGGAGAGCUGCAGUCAUAUAGCUGCCAUGCUAUUUGCCCUAGAAACAUGGACCAGAAUAAGGAAAGAGACCACUGUGACAGACGUCCCUGCCUAUUGGAUGGCUCCGUCUUCCAGCAACCUGAAAGACCCAUUUCACCGCAUCGUGGAUAUGGACCUCCAGUCAGCUACCAAAAAAAGAAAAACAGGGGAUUUGAGGAGGAAAGAGUCCACAUCAAUGGAUGACUUCUCUUCGCCCACAAAGAAUGAAAUGGACAGCUUUAUUCAAGGGUAUCAGUCAGAUGUCAGUAAUGCAAGUAUAUUGGCCAUCAACCCUGAAUUUGCCCACACUUUCAAGCCAAAAGCUCUUCUUGGGCAGUGGCCAGUGGAUUUGUCUUCUUUAAAAGACACAAACUUUCACAAUUCCAACAUAGACGAUAUCCUAGCCCAUACUGCAGGGAUCAGUAUAGCUGUAACAGAAGCAGAGGCUGCCCAUGUUGAACUGCACACAAGGGACCAGUGUAAAUCGACUCACUGGAGGAAAUACAGACUUGGGCGUAUUACUGCUUCACAAUUGUAUUCUGCUGUACACACAGACAUAGAUAAGCCAUCUAUGUCAGUUGUAAAGUCGGUGUGUUAUCCACAAUACUUCAGCAGUGCAUCAACAGAGUGGGGCAUCAAAAAAGAGAGGGUGGCAAGAAAAGAGUACUGCAAGGACAUGGCACCAUUCCAUGUGGACUUCCAAGUUGAGAGAUCUGGACUUCUAUUAAAUCCAGACUUCCCAGAGUUUGGGGCCAGUCCGGAUGGGUUUGUAUCGUGUAACUGCUGUGGGAAGGGUCUUUUAGAGAUCAAGUGCCCUUUUACCCUGCGUGAAGCAGACAGUAUUCAGAUGACCUGGUUGGAAAACACAGAGGGAGGACUGAAAUUAAAGAAAAACACUGCUUACUACUACCAAGUUCAAAUGCAACUGUUUAUGUCAAAUUUGGACUAUUGCGAUUUUUUUGUGUGGUGCCCAUAUGCAUCGCAUUGUGAAAGAAUAGUAAAAGAUCAAAGUUUAUGGGAUAUUAUUUCUGUAAAAGCAAAAUUAUUUCAUAAGCAGGUUGUCAUGCCUGAAUUGUUGUGUGGGUAUUUUACCAUGAAGCGUGUGUUGAAGGAGGUUGUGACCAAUAAUUGCUCUUCAAACUCUCAGGAGCCAAAGUACUGUAUUUGUAAUGGAAGUGACGAUGGUCGCAAGAUGGUAGCAUGCGAUAAUGAGAACUGCAGCACAGUGUGGUACCAUAUGAGUUGUAUAAAGAUGAAGAGAGUCCCAAAAGGAAGGUGGUUUUGCAAUAAAUGUAGAAAUGUGUAGCUGUGUGGAAUUCUGAUAAUCUUGGUCCAUUCUGACAUGUUAUUGUGCAAUACUUUACAUCUUUUUAACAAAUGCUGUCAGUUAUUGUGAAGUUAUAUAGAUUGCUCGGGAUGUGUUUUUCUAUUUACCCAUUUUAUGGAUAUGAUACCAGUAUUCAGUUCUUGUGUGCUAGUCUUAAUGUACAUAUUACAGUGCAGUGAUGCUUCUAAUUGAACUUUUUUUUUCUUGGAUUCAUAUGUUCAGCCAUUCAGUUUUUGAAGUCACCACGGCUCGGUGCUAAAUAUGUUAGCUGUGUGGAAUUCUGAUAAUCUUGGUCCAUUCUGACAUUUUAUUGUGCAAUGCCUUACAUCUUUUUAACAUAUGCUGUCAGUAAUUGUGAAGUUAUAUAGAUUGCUCGGAUGUGUUUUUCUGUUAACCCAUUUUAUGGAUGUGAUACCAGUAUUCAGUUCUUGUGUGCUAGUCUUAAUGUACAUAUUACAGUGCAAUGAUGCUUCUAAUUGAACUUUUUUUUUCUUGGAUUCAUAUGUUCAGCCAUUCAGUUUUUGAAGUCACCACGGCUCGGUGCUAAAUAUGUUAGCUGUGUGGAAUUCUGAUAAUCUUGGUCCAUUCUGACAUUUUAUUGUGCAAUGCCUUACAUCUUUUUAACAUAUGAUGUCAGUUAUUGUAAAGUUAUACAGAUUGUUCGGAUGUGUUUUUCUAUUUACCCAUUUUUUGGAUGUGAUACCAGUAUUCAGUUCUUGUGUGCUAGUCUUAAUAUACCUUUUACAGUGCAAUGGUGCUUCUAAUUGAACCUUUUUUUUCUUGGAUUCAGUUGUUCAGCCAUUCAGUUUUUGCAGUCACCACGGCCCGGUGCUAAAUAUGUUAGCUGUGUGGAAUUCUGAUAAUCUUGGUCCACUAGGAUCAAGGAAAGUUUUUCUAAAGAAAAAAAUGAGAAAAUAAAUGGUUUUCAAUACA
Molecule: messenger RNA, 2885 nt
Organism: Lingula anatina
Lineage: Eukaryota; Metazoa; Brachiopoda; Lingulata; Lingulida; Lingulidae
Molecular function (GO): zinc ion binding
Source: RefSeq, a predicted model, not a curated record